CUCUCGACGUGAUCAGAAUAGUCCACGCCGACGGCAGGGUGGAGGAGAUUUCCGGCGGCGGCGUCAAGGCGGCGGAGAUCAUGAGAAUGCACCCCGCCCACGUGCUCAAGAAGCCGUCUUCCCCCUCCCCGGACCACUAUUUUAAUGGAGGGGCGGCGGACGCGCGCCGCCCCAAAAUCGUGGUGGUCCCGCCGGAUGCCCUGCUCCGGCGCGGCAAGAUUUACUUCCUCAUUCCGGCGCCGGCGAAGCAGAGGAGGGGGAGGACGGGGUCGUCCUCGUGCCGGGCUUCUGGGAAAAAUGGCACCGUUUCGUCGCCGGGUAAUUUUCAGUACUUCGGUGAUGAGAUCAUGUCGCCGGAGAAGGUGCCGCCGGCCCCGAGAGACGGUCGGCGGGGGAGAGAGUCAGUGUGGAGGCCCAAUCUGCAAAGAAUUUGCGAGAUUCCCAGUGAAGCCCAUUAUGUGCCCCGUACAACCCAAGAAUGAAAUUAGAGAUAACUUUCUUUUUCUUUUUUAGAUUUUUCAAUGUUUUAGUAAAAAAAAAAGGACUGAGCUAUAAUCUGAGUGAGUUACUAUAAGGGUAAGAUUU
Cuscuta campestris is the source of this 585-nucleotide messenger RNA. The record is from the annotation of a GenBank genome assembly. Lineage: Eukaryota; Viridiplantae; Streptophyta; Magnoliopsida; Solanales; Convolvulaceae.